Trichobilharzia szidati is the source of this 539-nucleotide messenger RNA. NCBI's taxonomy places the organism in Eukaryota, Metazoa, Platyhelminthes, Trematoda, Strigeidida, Schistosomatidae. The record is from the annotation of a GenBank genome assembly.
AUGUUUCAGACUUCAUCGGGUGAUAAUCGUCAGUCUUCUCAGAGUGAACAACGAGUUGAAGAAGCUAUCGGUAUUUUCAAGGAUGAUAAAGAAUUUGAAGAAUUCGACAAAGAAUCCUGGUCAGCUUCUGAGGAGGAGACCGCUGAUCUGUAUGUUUGGGAUGAUAAAUGGGAUUGUGAAGUUGAACUAGACGAUCAAUUCACUGAAUAUUUAAGACAAGAAUUAACUAAACUUGGCCAUAUACAGAACUCAACGAGCUGAUAUAUCUAGAAAAGACUUUCGUGUAAUUUAUCAUAUGUGUAACAUAUUUUUUGUUACAAUUGUUAAUGUUUCAACUGAGAGUGUACAUGUGAAUUGAUAAUAAUCUUCCCUCUUCUACCCAAUAAAAGCAUGUACCGUUUCUUAAUCGACACUUUAAAAAAAAUUAUUUUUGAAUGCAUUAAUACACUAAAGCAUUCUGUAUACGAGAAAAUGUCUGUAGAUUAUCCUUCAUUUGUAGAUCACUAAUCCCGAAAUAUAUUUUGCCUUCUAAACGAUCA